Mollisia scopiformis is the source of this 858-nucleotide messenger RNA. Its product is annotated as SGNH hydrolase. Bases 1 to 858 code for a protein of 285 amino acids. The record is from RefSeq and is a predicted model, not a curated record. The transcript has 3 exons. Lineage: Eukaryota; Fungi; Ascomycota; Leotiomycetes; Helotiales; Mollisiaceae.
AUGGUCCCUAAUCCGUAUCAUCAAGUAAUUCUGUUUGGAGAUUCCCUCAUCCAGCAUUGCACCGACAACCUAGAUGGAUUUGUUUUCCACUCUGCCGUUCAAGCUCAUUGCAACAGGAGACUAGACGUCAUCAAUCGCGGCUUCAGUGGCUAUAAUACUUCCCAAUGCCUUCGUAUUCUGCAGGAUGUCAUUCCCUCAACAUCCUGCACGAAGAUCGACUAUUUUGUGAAUCCCACUUGCCCCGCUAUCUACUUUAACAACCCUAAGCUAAUUUCUAAGCUCAUUCUCCUCGGAUCGAACGAUGCCUGCCUUCCCGGCACAACAGGCCAGACUGUCAACCUCCCUCAGUAUAAGGCAAAUCUUGAAGCGAUCAUCUCCUUUCCGCCCCUCCGCGCACAUAAUCCAACCAUCCUCCUCUGCACCCCUCCCCCAAUUGACGAAAUCCACAUUACUGAGCUUGACCUCGCCUGCGGUUGGGAAUCUGGGACACGCACAUCAGAAAAUACCGCCACGUAUGCGCAAGUUGUGCGAGAUAUUGCUUCUGCGGCGGACGAGAAGGUGGUACUGGUGGAUUUAUUUGCAUCACUGAUGGAGAACGCGAUUAGCAUGACACCAGAUUGGAAGGCGGAGCAUGGGAUUCUGGGGAGCGUGAAGAGCGGAAUGAGGGGAUGGCUUGAGAAGUUGCUGCCCGAUGGGUUGCAUAUGAGCGGGGAGGCGUACAAGGUGUUUUCUAAAUUGGUGGUUGAGGAGAUUGGGAGGGAAUGGAGAGACGAGAAGAAGGCAGGGGAGAAUUAUGAGCCGCCAAGCUGGGUCUUCCCAAGUUACUGGAAGGCGACAUGGGCAGAUCCAUCUCACUAG